AUGCAACGCAAAGCAUGUGAUCAGUGCUAUAGCAGAAAGAAAAAGUGUUUGAUGGACGCCUGCUCAUCCGUCUGCGUUCGAUGCGAGAAGUUGUCCCUCGCUUGCACUGUAUUGCGCCGAGUACGGCGGCCUGGACGGCCCCCUGGACAUGGCCUCCCUGGGGUAGCUAAUAGAUUAUUGGGGGUUUGGGAACGCUCAUCAACGGAGGGGAAUUCAUGUCUUAUUUCAGUUGAUCAUGAGCGAGGGAAGCCGCCGACUGCGUGUGAUGCUCCAGAGGCCAAGCUCAGCGCUCCUGACUCUUACCGACUCCCUCCGGAACUGCAGGAUAGCGACUUUUAUCUCCUGAGUGAUAUCUACAUGUUCGGUCCGACCUUUGCGAGGGACCUCCAUCGAGCUUUGGAGUACUGCCAUCGGCACUCCCCCCAUCUGCUCGCAGAGAUCUUCCGCGCCCUCGGCAGCUGUCUUUCUUGGGCACGGCUUGGGGAGCUCCCAGAAGACCAGGUCGAUGUUAAGAGCGGCGCCGUAUCGAUUGAAAAGCUGCGGAAUGCAGAGAUCAAGAACCUCCACGAUGCUGUUGCGGUCCUGAUGCUCGGGCAAGCACUGGCCGCAUUUGACUCACUUGUCACAUCCACCGGGGCGAUGUCGAUCCUACGAUGCUCGCUCUCCCUGAUUUGCCCGUGGUAUCCGGAUAUUGCUGAAAUACAGCUGCUUGAGACGAUUGCGAUUGCUCCAGUCUUUUGGGACACAGUCUGGUGCUUACUGCACCGCGAAGUUCCCGUUCUUCAGCCCUUGGUCACUUGGACAAGGGUUGUCGAUCGUGUAGCAGGUCUCUGCACUUCUUUGCUGCCGAUACUCUACAAUCUUUGUGUCUUCGGCCAGCGUUGGAAAGACGGAGUCCCACAGCCACAGUGUAUGCUGGACAGUAUUGAACAACAGAUUCGGACGUGGUCUCCAGACGACUCGGCAUUGACUCUGCAGCGAUACAGCACGAUCGAGAUCCUGUCCAUUCGCACCCAAGCCAGCAUGUAUCGGACAGCAGCCCUCCUACUUGUCCAUUGGAUUCGUCACCCUUUGGCGUCGCCGGAUCCCACGUCAACCAGCCUUGCGAAUGAUAUUAUUAGUGCUAGAGAAGAAUUUUUCGCGAGCGCCGGACCCUCUGCAAAGUUGCAAAACACGUCUUUUCCGCUAUCCCUGGCUCUGCUGGAAGUACCGAUUUCCCCAGACAGGUUCUGGGAGAGCUCGACUUGGCUUCGCACUCGGCCUGCCUGCGUUAGACAUCUGUCCGCCUUUACCGGUUAUGUGUGGGACCAGCGAUAUGCAGGCUUCGAAAGCUCACUCUUUGAUCUCGUCAAGAGCGGCCCUAAUUUUGUUCCUGUGCCGUAG
Aspergillus nidulans FGSC A4 is the source of this 1383-nucleotide messenger RNA. Its product is annotated as Zn(II)2Cys6 transcription factor domain-containing protein. Gene Ontology annotation, biological process: regulation of transcription by RNA polymerase II; regulation of DNA-templated transcription. The record is from RefSeq and is a predicted model, not a curated record. Gene Ontology annotation, molecular function: zinc ion binding; DNA-binding transcription factor activity, RNA polymerase II-specific. Bases 1 to 1383 code for a protein of 460 amino acids. The transcript has a single exon. NCBI's taxonomy places the organism in Eukaryota, Fungi, Ascomycota, Eurotiomycetes, Eurotiales, Aspergillaceae.